AUGGCGGACGGAGGAGCAGCGAGUCAAGAUGAGAGUUCAGCCGCGGCGGCAGCAGCAGCAGACUCAAGAAUGAACAAUCCGUCAGAAACCAGUAAACCAUCUAUGGAGAGUGGAGAUAGCAACACAGGCACACAAACCAAUGGUCUGGACUUUCAGAAGCAGCCUGUGCCCGUUGGGGGAGCCAUCUCGACAGCCCAGGCCCAGGCUUUCCUUGGACAUCUCCAUCAGGUCCAGCUCGCUGGAACAAGUUUACAGGCUGCUGCUCAGUCUCUGAAUGUACAGUCUAAACCUAAUGAAGAAUCGGGGGAUUCACAGCAGCCAAGCCAGCCUUCCCAGCAGCCUUCAGUGCAGGCAGCCAUCCCCCAGACCCAGCUUAUGCUGGCUGGAGGACAGAUAACUGGGCUGACCCUGACACCAGCCCAGCAGCAGCUGCUCCUCCAGCAGGCCCAGGCCCAGGCGCAGCUGCUGGCGGCCGCCGUGCAGCAGCACUCCGCCAGCCAGCAGCACAGCGCUGCCGGGGCCACCAUCUCCGCCUCCGCCGCCACGCCCAUGACGCAGAUCCCCUUGUCUCAGCCCAUACAGAUCGCGCAGGAUCUGCAACAACUGCAACAACUUCAACAGCAGAAUCUCAACCUGCAGCAGUUUGUAUUGGUCCAUCCAACAACCAACCUGCAACCAGCGCAGUUUAUCAUCUCACAGACGCCCCAGGGCCAGCAGGGUCUCCUGCAAGCGCAAAAUCUUUUAACACAACUACCUCAGCAAAGCCAAGCCAACCUCCUACAGUCUCAGCCAAGCAUCGCCCUCACCUCCCAGCCAGCAACCCCAACACGCACAAUAGCAGCAACCCCAAUUCAGACGCUUCCACAGAGCCAGGCAACACCAAAGCGGAUUGACACUCCCAGCUUGGAGGAGCCCAGCGACCUUGAGGAGCUUGAGCAGUUUGCCAAGACCUUCAAACAAAGACGAAUCAAACUUGGAUUCACUCAGGGUGAUGUUGGGCUUGCUAUGGGUAAACUGUAUGGAAAUGACUUCAGCCAAACUACCAUCUCUCGUUUCGAAGCCUUGAACCUCAGCUUUAAGAACAUGUGCAAAUUAAAGCCACUUUUGGAGAAGUGGCUAAAUGAUGCAGAGAACCUCUCAUCUGAUUCAGCUCUCUCCAGCCCAAGUGCCCUGAAUUCUCCAGGGAUGGGAAUUGAGGGCUUGAACCGUAGGAGGAAGAAACGCACCAGCAUAGAGACCAACAUUCGUGUGGCCUUAGAGAAGAGUUUCUUGGAGAAUCAAAAGCCUACCUCGGAAGAAAUCACCAUGAUUGCUGAUCAACUUAACAUGGAAAAGGAGGUAAUACGUGUUUGGUUUUGUAACCGCCGCCAGAAGGAAAAAAGAAUCAACCCACCUAGCAGUGGUGGGACCAGCAGCUCACCUAUCAAAGCAGUUUUCCCCAGCCCAGCCUCACUGGUGGCAACCACACCCAGCCUUGUGACGAGCAGCGCAGCAACUACCCUCACGGUCAAUCCAGUCCUCCCUUUAACCAGCGCUGCGGUGACUAACCUCUCUGUUACAGGCACUACGGAGACCGCCUCCAACAGCACUGCGACCGUGAUCUCCACAGCGCCCCCGGCCUCCUCAGCGGCCACCUCCCCCUCCCUGAGCCCCGCCCCUUCUGCCUCGGCCCCCGCCUCCGAGGCCUCCAGCGCCGGCGAGGCCGGCGCCACGCAGACCACCUCCGCUCCCCUGGCCGCCCCUCUCGGGGCCAGCCAGGUCAUGGUGACAGCUUCAGGGCUGCAGACGGCAGCAGCCGCCGCCCUGCAGGGAGCUGCCCCGCUGCCGGCGAACGCCAGCCUUGCUGCCAUGGCUGCGGCUGCGGGGCUCAACCCAGGCCUGAUGGCGCCCUCACAGUUUGCAGCUGGAGGUGCCUUACUCAGUCUCAAUCCGGGAACCCUAGGUGGUGCUCUCAGCCCAGCUCUGAUGAGCAACAGUACACUGGCAACUAUUCAAGCUCUUGCUUCUGGUGGCUCUCUUCCAAUAACGUCACUGGAUGCAACUGGGAACCUGGUAUUUGCCAAUGCAGGAGGAGCCCCCAACAUCGUGACUGCCCCUCUGUUCCUGACCCCUCAGAACCUCUCUCUGCUCACCAGCAACCCAGUUAGCUUGGUCUCUGCCGCUGCAACCUCUGCAGGGAAUUCUGGACCUGUAGCCAGCCUUCAUGCCACCUCCACCUCAGCUGAGUCUGUCCAGAACUCUCUUUUCACUGUGGCCUCUGCCAGCGGGGCUACCUCCACCACCACCACUGCCUCCAAGGCGCAGUGA
This is a messenger RNA of Rangifer tarandus platyrhynchus (Svalbard reindeer), 2307 nucleotides long. Lineage: Eukaryota; Metazoa; Chordata; Mammalia; Artiodactyla; Cervidae. The record is from the annotation of a GenBank genome assembly.